AUGGGUGAUAAUCAUGUUUUGUUAAUCAAAGAAGGAGAAACAAGAAUAGAAAAGAAUUAUGAAGAUUGCUACGAAGAGUUGAGAAGGAAGGGAUUAACUGAGCGGGCUGGAUUCGAUGUCGUGACGUAUAGGGGCGAAGAAGACCGUUCUCGCAGUGCUCGUCUCGCAGAGCAGCGCUCUCAUCAGCGCGAGAGUUCUUGUCAGCUGCUGCGUUGGCCAGCCUUCCAUGCAUGUCACUCACCCCUCACCCAGCCCGAACCACCCGUUCCUGGGCACUGCGACUUCAGCUGCAACUCGUUCAAUCAAACCAGCCACAAGUACCGCUUCAACGCCGGCGACGACGAUUAUGUCCGACGAUGA
Messenger RNA from Angiostrongylus costaricensis, 360 nucleotides. NCBI's taxonomy places the organism in Eukaryota, Metazoa, Nematoda, Chromadorea, Rhabditida, Metastrongylidae. The record is from the annotation of a GenBank genome assembly.